Messenger RNA from Talaromyces marneffei, 1806 nucleotides. RefSeq lists its product as uncharacterized. NCBI's taxonomy places the organism in Eukaryota, Fungi, Ascomycota, Eurotiomycetes, Eurotiales, Trichocomaceae. The coding region runs from base 1 to 1806 and encodes 601 amino acids. The transcript has 2 exons. The record is from RefSeq and is a predicted model, not a curated record.
AUGGGUAAAAUCACCGCUGGCGACCGCGAACCACCUAACUCUUAUUGUCUCUGGCGCCCGGAUCGACCUACCACUGAGAGAUUGCUCUGGAAGAACGCGCCUUGGACAGAAAUUAGAGCUAGAGUCACUACCAGCUUACAAGGGGUUCCCCUGGAUGGCUCAGUCCAGCUGCAGACGGAUCGCCUGAUGAUAGCGGUCACAGAAGCAGUCUCAAAACUUACACCAAAGGCAAAACCCUCACCAUACGCGAAACGAUGGUGGACGACAGAUCUAACGCAGCUUCGCCGUAUAUACACAUACUGGAGAAAUCAGGCUAGAUCGCGGCGUAGAGCAGGAUGUAUAAUCCAUGAGCUCGAACAACAAGCACAUAAAGCGGCAAAAGAAUAUCAUGAUGCAAUCCGGAAACAGAAGAAGAUACACUGGGAAGAUUUCCUUGCUAAUGAUGCAAAUAUAUGGCAGGCAACUAAAUAUCUAAAACCUAAUAGUAGCUCAUUCAGCGACAAAAUACCACCAUUGGUAAAGGCAGAUGGAUCUACUACCAAAGAUAAAGGAGAGCAGAUGAAAGAGUUGCUUGCUACAUUUUUCCCACCAUUACCGACGAGAAUAGAAGAUGAGGGAACUCGGCCACAAAGAGAGCCGAUACACAUGCCUGAUCUCACUAUGGAGGAGAUUGAACGAAAAGUCUUUGAAGCUAAGCCAUGGAAAGCACCCGGAGAGGAUGGCCUCCUAGCAAUGGUAUGGAGGCAGCUCUGGCCAGUGGUCAAAGAAAGAGUAUUCCGUAUCUUUCAGAUAUCACUUCAAGAUAGCGAUCUCCCUUCCCAAUGGAGAAAUGCUAAGAUUAUACCGCUAAAGAAGCCGGCCAAGAAAAAUUACGCGCUGGCUAAAGCAUGGAGACCAAUAUCAUUGCUCUCCACGUUGGGUAAAAUACUGGAAGCGGUCGUCGCGGAAAGAAUAUCAUACGCUGUCGAAGAGUUCGGCCUGCUGCCUAUAAACCACUUUGGAGCAAGGAAGAGGCGCUCGGCAGAACAGGCACUUCUAUUAUUGCAAGAAGAGAUCUAUAAGGCCUGGAGAAAUAGGAAGGUACUAAGCCUGGUCAGUUUUGAUGUCCAAGGGGCAUAUAAUGGAGUCUUCAAAGAGAGACUGCUGCAGAGACUCAAGGCAAGAGGAAUACCUGACCAAAUAGUUCGAUGGAUUGAUGCUUUCUGCUUAAGACGCACAGCAAACAUCCUGGUUAAUGGAUCUAUAAGCGAACAACGGGAGCUACCACAGGCAGGCUUACCACAAGGAUCACCACUGUCCCCAAUACUAUUCCUGUUCUUUAAUGCGGAUUUAGUACAACACAGGAUAAGUGCCUCCAGAGGAGCAAUUGCAUUUGUGGAUGACUAUACGGCAUGGGUAUUAGGCCUAUCAGCAGAAGCAAACCGGGCUAGCAUACAAGCCAUAAUCGACAGAGCCUUGGAUUGGGAAAGACGAAGCGGGGCAACAUUUGAAUGUAAUAAAACGGCCAUAGUUCACUUCACCCGGACGGCAAGCCGUUCAAGCAGCAUACCAUUCUUGAUUAAAGGCGAAAUAGUCGAACCAAAGGAAAGUGCAAAGAUUUUAGGAAUAGUGAUGGAUUCCCAGCUACGGUUCAAGGAACAUAUUGCCAAUGCUGCUACUAAAGGACUCACGGCAGCCAUGGCGCUGAGAAGGCUAAAGAUGACUUCCCCACGGUCAGCAAGACAACUAUUUAAAGCUACAGUAGCUCCAGUGACAGACUACGCUUCUAGUGUCUGGAUGCAUGCCUGUGGAGCAAGGGGAAUAUAA